Seminavis robusta is the source of this 1812-nucleotide messenger RNA. NCBI's taxonomy places the organism in Eukaryota, Bacillariophyta, Bacillariophyceae, Naviculales, Naviculaceae. The record is from the annotation of a GenBank genome assembly.
AUGGUUUCUCUCUUUCUCCAGCUUUUUGAGGAGCAGGACCUCUUCACGCUGUCCCUCCUGGGGUUUCUUCUCGUCUCCACGACCUUGUUCCUUGUCAAACGAAGUAUGGAGCUGAAGAAGCCUGUCCCCAACUUGCCCUCGCCUCCAGAUAGUCAUUGGUUGUUGGGGCAUGCCUUGACUUUGAUAUCGCCUCCUUUCUUUGACAACAUGGCCAAGCUUGCCGUGAACUCCGCCAAUGAGCAUGGUCAAGUUGGAUUCUGGAUGGUGAAUCGACCUUUUAUUGGUAUUACUCAUUGGGAAGACGCCAGAGAAGUGGAACGCAAUGAAGUGGUUCGUGACUUCCCCUUUGUGUUUGAACGAUUGCUAAGCCGUUUUGUGGGCAAAAAGAGUUUUGUACUCCUCAAUGGACCCGAAUGGAAACUCUACCGAGCCGCCGUUUCCAAAUCCUUGGGACCUUCGUUUAUGUUAAAGACGAGAUCGAUUGCGGCUCGACUCACACAAGAAUGGAUCCAACAACAAGCAUACGACGAGAACGGCGCCAUUGUCUUGGAUGUCUUUGCUAUGCUCAAGGCACACUUGGUUGAUGUAUUUGGUCAAGCUGGAUUUGACAGGAAGUUUGAAGCACCCGCCAGGAUUGCCGAGACUUAUGACAAUUUGACCGCUGAUUUUACUUCGAGGUUGCUAGAUCCCUUCAAUCCGUGCGCCAUGUUUUAUCAAAUUCCCACGACCCGCAACACAAAGCACCGUCAAGAUAAGCAAUGGCUCACAAACUUUUUGGACAGUGCAGCCAAGCAACGCCUGCAGGAAAUGGCAGCAAACAACGACGAAGGUCAAAAGUUUGACGAUCCUUUCUCUCGAGUCCUCAAAGCCUACUUGCAGCACAAAAAGACCAACACGGAAAUGACCGAAGCAGAACACGACAAAUCCCUCAAUGAUAUCCUCACGAGUUUGUUGCUCGCGGGGCAUGAUGCUACCAGCAUUGUUGUCACCUACUCCUUGUACCUGCUGGCCAAGCAUCCUCAGUAUCAGCAAUUGUGCUUCGAAGAGAUUCAGCAGCAGCAGCAGCAAGAAGAUAAUGACCAUUGCUUGGAUCCAUCUCAAUUGCAUUACUGCCGCGCUGUGGUGUCAGAGGCCAUGCGACUCUACAGUCCUGACCCCGUGGCCACACGACAGUUGCAAAAAGACCACACCCUCAAGGGUGGCAUUGUUGCUCCCAAGGGAACCACAGUCAUGGUCAAUGUCUGCAUGAUGCAUCGCAACCCCGAGUUUUGGCCACAACCCGCCGAGUUUCGUCCUGAUCGUUGGGUUUGCCGUUCCAAUGACAAGGAAGCCUGGGUGCCUCGGGACGAAAACAACAACAAAGAUGACAACAACAGCACGAUUGCCAAGGCGAAUCGCAACGCCUUUCAUCCAUUCUCGGUAGGACCUCGCAACUGUCCCGGAGACAAGUUGGGAAUGGAUCUUACGACCAUUGUCUUGGCUACAUUGAUCAAGGAACUAGAGGUGUCCCUGCUCCCCAAUCAACCCGAGGUGGAGCCGGCGUUUUACGGGGUCGUUCAGAAGCCUCGCCGUGGAGUCACUUUGAAGCUGUCCAAACGGGGUUGAUCUUGCAAACGCAACGAAACUGAAUUGAAGCUGGGUGAUGGCCCAGUGGCGGCAAACGAGUGACUCAGUCAAGUUGCUCAUCACAAGCGUCAAUUCAGAGAGUCAGCUGUUGGCGAUGCCUGUUUGUAGGCCAGUCUGCCUGCGUGGCAUUCAAUAGUUAUAUGUCUAAUCUAAUAUAUUCCAAUUGCUUUUCCUCGACGGUCUUAC